Molecule: messenger RNA, 2652 nt
Organism: Mesocricetus auratus (golden hamster)
Lineage: Eukaryota; Metazoa; Chordata; Mammalia; Rodentia; Cricetidae
Gene: Sdr9c7
Product: short chain dehydrogenase/reductase family 9C member 7
Exons: 4
Coding region: 98-1039 (313 amino acids)
Molecular function (GO): oxidoreductase activity
Source: RefSeq, a predicted model, not a curated record
GCAAGUCCCAGAAGCUUUCCCUCCCCGUGGGCUCCGGCAGGCUGCCUGCUGGGCUCUGAGGACCAGAUCCUGGACCCAUCCUUGGACAUCAGCUCCUAUGGCAGCCCUCACAGACCUCUCUUUCAUGUACCGCUGGUUCAAAAACUGCAAUCUGGUUCGAAAUCUCUCAGAGAAGUAUGUCUUCAUCACGGGCUGUGACUCUGGCUUUGGGAACCUGCUGGCCAGGCAGCUCGUAGACCGGGGCAUGAGAGUGCUUGCGGCUUGCCUCACUGAGGAGGGAGCCCAGAAACUCCAGCAGGAAACCUCCUACCAGCUGCAGACCAUCCUCCUAGACGUCACCAAGACUGAGAGCAUCAAGGCGGCAGCCCAGUGGGUGAGGGACCAAGUGGGCGAGCAAGGCCUCUGGGCCCUAGUGAACAAUGCUGGUGUGGCCCUGCCCAGUGGUCCCAAUGAAUGGUUGACCAAAGAAGACUUUGUGAAAGUGAUCAACGUGAACCUGGUGGGACUGAUUGAAGUCACCCUGAACAUGCUGCCUAUGGUCAAGAAAGCCCGGGGCAGGGUAGUCAACAUGUCCAGUUCUGGUGGCCUUGUCGCCGUCAUCGGCGGUGGUUACUGUGUCUCCAAGUUUGGUGUUGAAGCCUUCUCUGAUAGCAUCAGGAGAGAGCUUCAUUUCUUCGGGGUGAAGGUCAGCAUUAUUGAGCCAGGGAACUACCGGACAUCCAUUCUGGGCCACGAAGCUCUGCAGUCGCGCAUGAAGAAGCUGUGGGAUCGGCUGCCUCAGGAAACCCGGGAGAGCUACGGAGAGGAAUAUUUCCAAGUCUAUACUGAAAAAUUGGUUAACUUGAUGCAGUUGGCCCAUCCAAAAAUCAGUGAUGUCACCAACAGCAUGGAGCACGCUAUUGUCUCCAGGAGCCCCCGGAUCCGCUACAACCCUGGCCUGGAUGUCAAGCUUCUGUAUAUCCCCCUGGCUAAGCUGCCCACCUCUGUGACGGAUUUCAUCCUGAGUCGAUACUUGCCAAGGCCAGCAGACAGUGUUUGAGCAGGGGAGCUGGAGGGGUAGCCUGUGGGGCAUAGAGGAGGGGACAAAGGAUUGUGGGGUCACAAGAGGCGACAUACCGACAUCUUGUGGGUAUCUGACACCCAUUGUUGUCAUGUCUCCCCACUUCUACUGAGGCCUCCGGAAAUCUGAUGUGGCCCACGCUGAUUUAGAGAGUUGCCAUAUAGACCCCAAGACACCUCUCACCUAGGCACAUACACGUGGUCCCAGCCCUGGAAAAGUCAAGGAGAAGACAGCUGGCUUCUGUUGAAUGACAAGCUGUGACCACCUCUGUAGAAUACCAUGGGAAAAUCUCAGUCCCCUCCCCACGGCUGUCUGCACAAGCACUGACCUACCCAUAUAUGAAAUAUGUAAUAUAGCACCAAGAACUGCCAGAGUACCCAGAGAUGGUCUUAAAUUGUCCCCUUUUCUUUGUGUUCCUCUAUCUGUAGGUGAUUGGGAUCCACAUAACACCUCUUUAAUCACCAUUGAUUAAUGUUUCAAAUAUUUAUUGAGUACUAACCACCUACCAGGCACUGAGGUUCUGGGGGUAUAGGAGGAUGUGAAAUCAAGAUCUUGGAUUUUUAUUGUCUACCUUGUGUUUUAUUUUGUUACAGUAGCUAGCAACAGAGACAGGACAGUGGGAGGAGGGACAGAAAUCAGAAAAUGAAAAUUGGAGUUACAAUGUAAUAGUUCCCUAACUUGGACUCUAUCAUAGUCACUCAAUUAAUCAAAGUACAUAUGGAUGCUGGAGAGGCGGCUCCGGGAUCCGGGUUAGAUUCCCACAUGGUGUCUCAUAACAAUUCAUAAUUCCAGUUCCAGGGGAUCUGAUGUCCUCUACUGGUCUCCACAGGCACACAUGGAAGCCAGGCACGGUGUCUCAUGCCUGUAAUCCCAACACUUGGAACUGAGAUAGGAGAAUUUUUGUGAGUUCAAGGGAAGACUAGAUUACAAAAUAAGACACUGUCCUGGGAAGCAAACAAAAAAUACAUAUGGAUGUUAAUGUUAGACAACAUGAUUUAAUAGACCCAAGACAGACACCAGGACUAUGAAUUGGUUCCAAGGCCCUAGAUGAGUCCCUGUGCACCUGGGAGCCACUGGUAACCCCACAGGAGAAUCAGCUAAUAUGCUCUGAGUGGGAAGCAAUUUACCCGAAGGCCCCCAGCUCACUGGUCAGAGCUCAAGAAUACAGAUUCCUUUUUUAUCUAUAGAAGAGUAACUGUAAUGUCUUCAAAUAUGUCAUGGAACUGAAUAAUACAUAUUCUUGAAAACAGUCAUGAACUUCUGGGUUAUAUGAGCCUUUGCUGAAAAGAAUUUUUUUUAGAUACUUAGUAUCAAACCCAGAGCUUGAGCGUUCUAGGCAAACCCUGUAUCACUGAGCCAUGUCUCCAACCCUCAGACUUUAAGUUAGGACUUUACCAAAUAGCUCAGGCUGGCCAUGAACUUGCGAUAACUUUCAAUAUUCCCUCAAACUCAUGAUUCUCCUGCCUCUGCUUCCAAAGUGCUGUGACUACAGACAUGGGCCACCAGUCCCAACAAUAAGGAUUAAAUAAAACUGUUAAAAUUUUUUGACUGUUUAUGCAAUAAAACUCAAAUAUGACUCUUUAAAAUCAAAA